GAUAGUACAUGGUCAGUCCGUCUGUUUCAGGGGCUGGGUUUCUCUUUUUUACCCAAGAAGAGGAAAAAAAAAAAAGAAAUCAGCAGUUUUAAGCAUGUCGAGACAAAGACACUGAGCUUACACUGACAAAUGAUGAUCUAAAAAACCUCCAGAAGUCACCAUGGCCAUAAGGGAGCUCAAGGUUUGCCUUUUAGGGGACACUGGAGUCGGGAAGUCCAGCAUUGUUUGCAGAUUUGUUCAGGAUCAUUUUGAUCACAACAUAAGUCCGACCAUAGGAGCGUCGUUCCUGACUAAGACGGUGCCGUGUGGAAAUGAACUGCACAAAUUCCUGAUCUGGGAUACGGCCGGACAGGAACGGUUUCAUUCGUUAGCUCCCAUGUACUACAGAGGAUCGGCUGCUGCUGUCAUAGUCUACGACAUAACUAAACUGGACUCGUUCCAGACACUGAAGAAGUGGGUGAAGGAGCUGAAGGAACACGGCCCAGAAGACAUCGUUGUAGCUAUAGCAGGGAAUAAAAAUGAUUUAGGGGACAUCAGGGAAGUUCCUAUGAAGGAAGCUAAGGAGUUUGCUGAAUCAAUCGCAGCUAUUUUCAUCGAGACUAGUGCCAGAAACGCUGUCAAUGUCGAGGAGCUCUUUCAGAAAAUCAGUAAACAGAUUCCCCCCCUGGAAAAUCCCGAAGUGGAGAGCAACGACUCGUUUAAACUCACCCGGCAGCCCGCUCCGUCCGCCAGGAGGUGCUGCUAGUGCGGGGACCGGCCGACGAUGAGAUUUACUUCCUCCAGCGCCGGGGACCGCGCCAGCACAGCACAUGGUCCACAAUGCACACAGUGUCUUAUCCCCGGGAAAGACAACACAGUGGACGGACUGAGGUCAGCUUGCACGUGUGGUGAGCUGCGACAUGAAACAGGAAAAACCUGCCAGUACAGUAUUACAUUGGUCGACGCGCCAGAUUCAACGAGGCACAUUUAUUGCAUUUAGCUGCAGCAGUUUCAGCCCUGACGGAGUCAGGAAGCCCUAGGUUUUGCUCCCCUCUGGUGGCGUUCGCGUUGAAUUACAUUACGAUUUCUAUCUAAAGAAAGUUUAACCCAUUUCACGUAACAAAUCAAGAGAAAGUGAUGAAACACAUCAGCUUUGUUUAUUGCACUGUUGCUCUCCAGUCGCACACGUUGAAUGACAGUUUUUAACGUUUCUUACCAAGUCUUCACCAACUUGUGUGCAUGUAUUUAUCACCCGAUAUAUAUAUGUAUAUAUAUAUAUAUUUAUAUAUAUUUUUUUUUUUUCAAGAAUAAGAGGAUGUUAACAUCAGACCUUUAUCCAGUUGCACAGCUCAGAUGCAGCGGCUUUACAUUCCUCUCGUCAUGUGUUUCCACGCACAUUUAUUUCGUAAAAGGGUUUAACUGUAAUGCUGCAGAGCGAACGGCUUUAGAGGCCUAAAUCACAUUUACAGGCUGACACCCCCCCCCCUGUCUCCCCCUCGCUGAAACACUGUGACCGAUACUAGAAUUGUUUACAUAGCGAUGUGUUGAAGAUGUUUUUUCUACAUGCUGAAUUGUGUUUUGCUUGAGAUUUCACUGCAGGGAACGACUGAACACGACCGCAAAAAAAAAACAUGAGCUUUCUGUGUGUGUUACCUGAGAAGGGGUUCGUUUAUAUUUGUUGUUUGGCAAGAGAAAAAAGUCCUGCGUGUAUUUUACUGAAAACAAAAAUGUUAUUUUGCGUAUACUAACUGAAUGUAGUCCUCACCUGCGACUAUUUCCCCCCCGUUCAGAUCUGGUAUUAACCUGCGUCCUGGGUGAUCAGAUCUCAACUGGCCGGUGUGAACACACGCACAGAGGCUGCGUUUGAGAUCCAAUCCCUUUGACCAUAUUUGGAGGUGGUCUGAGACCCUUGUGACCGCUCUCCCCUUUACUAGUGUGAACAUACAAUGCACCCUGUGUGAUGAUGCACCGACCGCUGCCCACUCAGCUGACGUCCUGUGCAUGUGGAGGGGUUUGCCACAUUCAUUGAGAAAAGACACGCAAACGAGUGAAGUGACAAAAAAGUGAGCGAUGUGUGUUUGUUAGCAGAUGGAGACUUUUAAAGUCCUUGUAGCUAAAAAAAACAGCCUGAAUCUCAUCAGUAAUUAUUAAACAGAAUGAUUUAAUAUGAAUAAUCGUGUAAGUCCAUCAGAACAAAAACUUACCAAGUGGUUAAUUAGAGCCAUGUGAAGUAUUUUGUCAACAAUGAUGACAUGCGUGCGUGUGGAAGCUACCAGAGUCCCUAGUUAUAACCUGAGCUCUGGAAUAACUAAUGUGAGUCAGGAGAUAAGUAAACAAAUAGCUUAACAUGUGCUCAUUACGUCCCACAAUUCAUAUGAUGCCCCCAUGUUGAGGUGGACACGCGACGAACAGAGGUGGUCACUUGUGAUCCGAACACUGAGAACGCAUUUUAAUACCAAGGCCCAUGUGUAGUGUUUGCUGCUGUUAUUCAGUAACAGUAGUGCUCUUGGAUUUGGCCGCUUGAGAAAUCUGUAAACCGCACUUUUGCGUAUAUUUAACAGAAUAUCAGAUUGGAGUUAAAGACUUGAACCGUAAUGUCACUAUAGAGGGUUUGCACUGACGUCACUGCCGCCCGAGGCCACGCCCCCUUGAGUGGCAGAAACGUGGUGAAAUGUAGCAGUAGAUACAGCGAGAUCAGGAAAAAUGUGGAUUAUCAGAUCAAAUUAAGGACAAUGAUCCAUACGAACGACUGUGGGUUUGGAAAAGUGGAUUAGCCUCAGUUUCAGUUAGUUUAAGGUCAUUUCAGUUAAUGAUAAAUGUAGCUAAAUAAAAGAUGCUAACGCUAAGAGCUUUACCGAGAAGUAACGUUAACCACACAAUAGUGUAGCAUCCGACUGGACGUUAAAAGGACGACGAGGAGUGAUCACAAAUAUUCACUUUAUUGUUAUUUAUUGUUGGAACUGAAAUAGUUACUUUGGGCCGUAACUACACCAAAACAACAACAUCAUCCACAAACUUGGACAUCCCUCCAGAACGUAACUUAAUAAGUAACUUACGGUACGACUUCAUCAAAACAAUACAGCAUAAAUUAACAUUACCUGACACUAAAUGAGAACCACAACACCAGGUUUUCCAUUUCGUAAUGCAGCGAUCCAUUUACUUCUCUUUUCUUUGGCGGAUAUCUGUAAGAAUAUAUCUCCGACUGAUUUACAAAUCUGUUGGUUCAGUCAAUCACGAAACAGCUCUUCCCCAUUUUGUUUUAAUUAAUUUUACCAUUAAAGCCUGUGAUUCAAACUAAUGCUGCUAAUCUUCAUGCUCGACUGUCACUUUUUUUGCCACUCAGUGGCCGUAACCAUGGAGACAAGCUAGCUGUGACGUCACACGCAUACCCUCUAUUUGAUUACUUUGUACAGAAUUUAAUCAAUACUAAUUAACAAAGAAACUUGUUUUGUUUUUUUUACAAUGCAGUGUGGGUGCUGCUAUGUAUCGUCCUCUACAGUAAAUUGUAUCAGACUCCAUUCAUGAAUCUGUCAAUUAGUCAGGCUUUGCUUAUUGGAAAGACCUGACCGUUUUCAAACUCUGAGGUUUCCUCGGGUGAACACAUCUUGCGCAAAAUCGCUAAGGAUAUUUUAUUUUUAUCAAAUGUCAACAUGUGACUGCAGUUAUCCACUAAAAUGUUACAGACUAAUUCCAUCAUGAGCUGCACGGUGCACCAGGGGCAGACAGUUUUAUCUGUUAUAAACUUCAUAAAAAGCAGAUAUAUUAAAUGUAGUUUGGCAUGAUUUGACCUCCUUCAGUACGUGAAAUGAGUAUUCCAACCAUAUUUACCGUCACACAAGUGCCUUUUUAUAUGUCUUCCCAAGCAAACAGACUGCUGCCACAAUAGUGCAUGAGUUACUACCAGUCUGAGUCGGUACAGACUUAAUUGUACACACAAUGAUCAAGUUUGAAACUGCCAGUUCUUCCUCGCCGUCCUCAUACUGUACGCCUAAGUCAUGCUUCCCUGUAUUCUCUGUAGACCAGAUAAACUUCUGUAUCAUAAUCAUUGUAUUAAAGUAGUAAUUAUUCUA
Molecule: messenger RNA, 4049 nt
Organism: Mugil cephalus (flathead mullet)
Lineage: Eukaryota; Metazoa; Chordata; Actinopteri; Mugiliformes; Mugilidae
Gene: rab31
Product: RAB31, member RAS oncogene family
Exons: 7
Coding region: 161-745 (194 amino acids)
Molecular function (GO): GTP binding; GTPase activity
Source: RefSeq, a predicted model, not a curated record